Molecule: messenger RNA, 1921 nt
Organism: Nannospalax galili (Upper Galilee mountains blind mole rat)
Lineage: Eukaryota; Metazoa; Chordata; Mammalia; Rodentia; Spalacidae
Product: collectin-11
Exons: 17
Coding region: 207-1874 (555 amino acids)
Biological process (GO): allantoin catabolic process
Molecular function (GO): allantoicase activity
Source: RefSeq, a predicted model, not a curated record
GCAGAUAAGGGUGCAGCCUCUUGCAGAUUCGCUGGGCUGUCUGACAACCCAAGCAGGGGUUCCCUCCAAGUAUUACGACUGCAGCUGGCCUCUGUAAAUAGCGGCCAUGGGGCUCCUCGGAGUAGUGUCCCUGCCAGCCAGUGACCGCCAGGACAGCCCUCUCGCCUAGUGUGUAACCAGGAGUCGGUGUCCAGCCUGCACUCACGAUGAUGAGGGACUUGGCUCUUGCAGGCACACUGAUCAGCCUGGUCUUCCUGUCACUGCUGCCUUCUGGAUGUGCUCAGCAGACUGUGGACGACGCCUGCUCCGUGCAGAUUCUUGUCCCCGGCCUCAAAGGGGACACAGGAGAGAAGGGAGACAAAGGCGCCCCAGGACGGCCUGGAAGAGUUGGCCCUACGGGAGAAAAAGGAGACAUGGGGGACAAAGGACAGAAAGGCAACGUGGGCCGCCAUGGAAAAAUUGGUCCCAUUGGUGCUAAAGGUGAAAAAGGAGAUUCUGGUGACAUGGGACCCCCUGGCCCUAAUGGAGAACCAGGCAUCCCAUGUGAGUGCAGCCAGCUGAGGAAGGCCAUUGGGGAGAUGGACAACCAGGUCGCCCAGCUGACAACUGAGCUAAAAUUCAUAAAAAAUGGAAGCAUGACUGACAUUCCCAAGGAGGGAAAACUGACCAGGUUUUUGGACUUCACCCAGCUGAUCGACAUGGCCUCUGAGUGCGUGGGAGGAAAGGUUUUGUUUGCGACAGAUGACUUUUUUGCGCCUGCAGAAAACCUCAUAAAGAGUGACAGCCCGAACUUUAAGGAACACGAAUAUACCGAGUUUGGGAGAUGGAUGGAUGGAUGGGAGACCAGACGGAAAAGGAUUCCAGGUCACGACUGGUGCAUCAUCCAGCUGGGGAUCCAGGGCAUUAUCCAUGGUAUCGAUGUGGACAUCUCUUACUUCUCAGGAAACUAUGCUCCUCGCGUGUCGAUCCAAGCAGCAAAUUUGAGUGAAGAUAAAGUGGGAGAAGUCCCACCCAGAGGAGUCAGGACAGGAGCUGCAGCGACACCUGAGGAGUUUGCAGUUAUUGCCAAGCUAAAAUCCAACACCUGGGAUUACCUGGUUCCCAUGUCAGAGCUUAAACUAGGAAACGCUGACUCCAGCCACAACUAUUUUCUUGUCAAUUCCCAGCAGAGAUGGACUCACGUAAGACUCAACAUUUUCCCAGAUGGUGGCAUUGCACGCCUUAGAGUGUACGGCACUGGACAGAAAGACUGGACUGCAUCAGACUCCAAAGAACCUAUAGACCUGGCAGCCAUUGCUUUUGGGGGAGUUUGUGUAGGAUUUAGUAAUGCCCACUUUGGGCAUCCAAACAACAUGAUAGGUGUCGGCAAGCCCAAGUCCAUGGCAGAUGGCUGGGAAACUGCAAGAAGGCUGGACAGGCCCCCGGUGUUAGAAAAUGAUGAGAACGGCCUUCUCCAGGUCCCUGGUUGUGAGUGGGCAGUGUUCCGAUUGGCACACCCUGGAGUCAUCACUCAAAUAGAAAUUGAUACAAAAUACUUUAAGGGUAAUUCUCCUGACAGCUGCAGAGUGGAUGGGUGUAUCCUGACCACACAGGAAGAAGAAGACAUGGUCAGGCAGAAGUGGGUCCUUCCAGCCCAUAAGUGGAAGCCACUACUUCCGAGCACCAAGUUGUGUCCCAACCAAAACCACUUGUUGGACAGCCUGACCCUGGAGCUCCAAGAUGUAAUCACUCAUGCCAGGCUCACCAUCAUCCCUGAUGGGGGUGUGAGCCGCCUUCGGCUCAAGGGUUUCCCCAGUUCCGUCUGUUUGCUGAGGACCGGGGAGAAGCCCAUGCUGAGGUUCUCUGUGAAAGCAGGCUUCAGGGCAAAUCUCUAAACAGACUGUACCUGGUAGUAAUCGCCCACUCACCCCUUUUCAGUGUU